Messenger RNA from Scophthalmus maximus (turbot), 2006 nucleotides. It is a transcript of the gene arhgap15, whose product is annotated as Rho GTPase activating protein 15. The transcript is spliced from 13 exons. Gene Ontology annotation, cellular component: cytoplasm. Lineage: Eukaryota; Metazoa; Chordata; Actinopteri; Pleuronectiformes; Scophthalmidae. The record is from RefSeq and is a predicted model, not a curated record. Bases 335 to 1648 code for a protein of 437 amino acids. Gene Ontology annotation, biological process: signal transduction; regulation of GTPase activity.
UGUCUUGGGAUUGUUAGUGUCGGUGUCUUUACCGGCUGACGCUCCUGUUGGGUCGGAUUGAUUCGUCUGUGAUCGUCCGCUCACGACGUCUGACGGAUGAAAUCACAAGUUGAACUUUUCUAGAUGGAAACCCCCAAACAAACCGGUGGUUGUUGUUUCUGUAUUUUCUGGACGUUGUGAGACGGUUUGCGUGAGAGUCACGAACCUCCAGACUGGAGCGAAGCAGCAGCUGCCGGUUCAGCCUCUGCAGCUCGGCUCAGCGGCGCAGGGAUCCGUGCAGAUCCGCGUGAAGAGCUCACCGAGCUCCGCAGACCGCCUGAGUCAGUCCAGGUCCAUGGUGCUGCAGGAGUCCGACCUUCCUCAGAAACUCAUCUCUCGCCAUCGCAGGAAUCAGUCUCAGCACAACGUCGUGGUCACAGGAGCAGCCGCGUUCGAACCACUGGCGGAGGUGAAAGGUCAGCAUGUGAAUGUGACUAAGAUCUCAGAGAGCGGUAAGAAGCAGAGGAAGAACUGGACGUGGAUGUGGACUGAACUGAACUCAGAGCAGCUGCUGGUCUACAAAGAGAGACAACAGGAAACUGGUCCGAAAGCCGGAGGUAAGACAGACGUGGUUCCGCUGUGUGGUGCCGUGAUCGAGUGGACGAAAGAGAAGUCAAGCAGGAAAAAUGUCUUCCAGAUCACGACACACACAGGAAGCGAGUACCUGCUUCAGGUCGACAGUUACUCCGCUGCCAGCAAAUGGUACGACACCAUCAGAAAGGCCAUUGACUCUUCAACUAAACCAGAUGGAGGUUUUCUCCUGCGGAAGUCAAACAGUACAGAGUAUCUGCCGAGACACAGCUCCCUGCCCGGCCACAGCUCGGCCUCCCCCAGCGCCAAACAACGCAAUCCAGCUCACAGACGCUCCAUCAACAUGUUCAGCAGCUCAAAGCUGAAGCAUAGUAGCUCGGACAGCAGCGACAAGAACGGAGUGAGGAACCGACUGAAGAAGUUCAUCACCAGACGUCCGUCCAUGAAAACUCUGCAGGAGAAAGGCCUCAUCAGAGAUCGAGUGUUUGGCUGCCAUCUGUCAACGCUCUGUGGACGAGAAGGAACCACGGUGCCCAAGUUCGUCCAGAUCUGUGUGGACGCAGUCGAUAAACGAGGUCUGGAAGUUGACGGGAUCUACAGAGUCAGUGGGAAUCUGGCCACAAUCCAGAAACUUCGCUUCAUUGUUGAUGAAGAGGAGGACCUGGACCUGGACCACAGUCAGUGGGAGGACAUCCACGUCAUCACAGGAGCCCUCAAGAUGUUUUUUCGUGAACUGCCAGAGCCGCUGUUUCCCUUCAGAUUCUUCCAAUCUUUUGUGGAGGCAAUCAAGAUCAAAGAAUCCAAAGACAAAAUCCAGGCUGUGAAGAAACUGAUCCAGGAGCUGCCCAAGCCCAACAAGGACACCAUGAAGCUGCUGUUCGUCCACCUGCACAGAGUUCUGGCCUUUUCCAGGAAGAACCUGAUGUCCACUCAGGGCAUCAGCAUCGUGUUCGGCCCGACGCUGAUGUGGCCCGAGCUGGACGCAGGAAACAUGGCGGUCAACAUGGUCUACCAGAACCAGAUCGUGGAGUUUGUCCUAAUCGAGAGUGAAUACAUCUUCAACCUGGACAGGAAGUAACAGUUGCAGUGGAAGAGAACAGGACGAACACCUUGGCUGAUCAUUUCUCAUCAGAACUUAUUUCAAAGAGGUUUUUUUUAUCAUUAUGAACAGACCCUCUGCCGUCACAGCUCCCCCACAACGUGAUGUACAGUAGUAUAUUUAUAUCAUACUGUACAUUUAUCACAUACAACUAUAGAAAUGUUAUAAGUGAUUGAAUCACUGUUGUUGUGACCUCUUCAAUCUGCCUUCAUUGAGACGUGGAUUAUAAAAACAACUUCCUCAACUAAAGUAAACAAAGAUGAUAUCAAACAAGCACAGUCAUAUUUUCUAUUUAUACGUAAAGAUUCUGAAUAAAAUGGAGAAUCAGAUCAGAUAA